UACUUGACUGUCACAGCUUUGUCAUAUGUCUAGGCAAACGAGUUUAAGGGAAAAACAAAAACAUUGUAAAAAAUUUUGUGGUUUUAAAUUCAAACUCGGAAAAUAGUUAAAAAUUAAAUUGAUCUGCUUAGGGGCUUUGGCAAUGGCCGUGGAGGAGAGCGAGGGAGCUGCGCCGACGUUGCGGCCGACUGAGCAGCAGCAGCAGCAGCAGCAGCAGCAGCCGGUGGCAGCACUUGGCGGCCGCGCAGCAGGAGGCGAGAACAACAACAGCAGCAGCCAAAGCCAGCAGAAGGUCUACCCGACGCUGCGACUGCGACUGCAGGAGCCGCCGACUGAGGCAGGAAACCGUUCCAGCUCAGUGGAGCGACAGACGCGGCAGGCAGUGACGCGACCGCGACGCGCCGCAACGCCACCGCCGCCGCCGCUGCAGCUGACGUCACGGUCGGAGCUAGAGCAGAGCAGCGGCAGCGACAUCUUCAGGCUGGACUCGCAGGACUUCAGCACAACGAGCAGAGCAGCCCUGGCGCGCGAGGCGCAGCUGCUGCAGUUGCAGCAGCAACAGCAGCAACUGAUGGAGUCGUCGCCGUGGCUGCCGCAGUGGCAGCUGCGCAGCCGACCCGGGCAGCGCCGCCUGACCUUCGAGCAGUGGCUGCUGCGCAAAAGGAGCCAAGAGUCGAUGCGUCGCCGCCAGAGCCGACGCGAGGCGCAGCGGGUGCAGCAGGCGAAGCAGCUACGCCAGCAGAUGGCCCAGAAGAGCUACGCGGAGUGGCUGACCGCGAAGAAGAAGCGGCUGCUGCUGAAGGAGUCGCGUUUCGAUGAGGCGCUGGCAGCGGAGAUCGCGACGCUCCAGAGGCAGCGGCAAAGCCAACAUUCGCUGCAGCAGUGGAAGCAGCGCAAGCAGCAGGAGGCGCAGCAGCGGCGCGAGCGGCAGGAGCAGGUGCAGCAGGAGGACGAAGCGAACGAGAAGCUGCGCGAGCAGCUCAGCCAUCUCGCCUGGCAGCGCUGGAUCUCGCGACAGGCAAUCAAGGCGCCACCGCAGCUGCAGGCCAUGCAGAAGCUCCGACAGCAGCAACAGCUGCAGCCGCAGCAGCAGCCGCGGCGCGACAGACUGAGAAUGUCGGCUGCUGCUGCUGCUGCUGCUGCCGCUACUGCGCCGCGGCAGCGCAAGCAAUCGCACCCAAUCACCUCGCUCUAUCUGCAGGUGCCGCUGUCUGUGGCGCAGCGCUCACUGCGUCGCCGUCUGCAGAGCCUCAGCUCGCUGGAGCACUCAACGCGGCGCUUGCGCUGAGCGAGCCAAAAGAGCUUUUCCCUAAAGCUUUAAGCUGCUUGCGAUCAAGCUAACCGACGGACUUCACAGUAAGGGAGCUUUUGCAAAAGCUUUUGGUAAAUACCAAACUUUGUCAUCACUCUCCAAUCAUAUACUGACGCAAGCAGCCUCGUUAGAGCUUCCGCUGAAUCCGUAAGCUUGUCAUUAAUUUUUCCCGUUCUGCCAUUUGUUAACGUAUCUAGACAGUUCAAGCCAGUCAGCUUUAGGCCACACACAAAUCAAAGACAAUAAAAUCAAAUUCCCUCCAUAAAA
Molecule: messenger RNA, 1579 nt
Organism: Drosophila mojavensis
Lineage: Eukaryota; Metazoa; Arthropoda; Insecta; Diptera; Drosophilidae
Product: bromodomain-containing protein DDB_G0280777
Exons: 3
Coding region: 143-1288 (381 amino acids)
Source: RefSeq, a predicted model, not a curated record